Knipowitschia caucasica is the source of this 2190-nucleotide messenger RNA. Lineage: Eukaryota; Metazoa; Chordata; Actinopteri; Gobiiformes; Gobiidae. The record is from the annotation of a GenBank genome assembly.
AUGGCAACUGCCCCUGACACACCCUGCCUUUCUGAGCUCGGGGCACUCUUCUCCAGGAACAUAAGCACCGUCUCUGGCACCCGCCCCUGCAACCAAAGCACGCGGCAGAGCCUUCUCUACUCACCACAAGCCACUGCUGCCAUUGCCAUUUCUAUCACUUUUAUGAUGGUUAUGACCAUUGUGGGCAACAUUUUAGUCAUAAUUGCUGUUCUCACAUCUCGGUCCCUCAAAGGAGCUCAGAACCUGUUUUUGGUGUCUUUGGCCGCUGCUGAUAUUUUAGUAGCGACUCUCAUCAUCCCAUUCUCUUUGGCCAAUGAGUUGCAGGGACACUGGGCCUUCUCUUCUCUUUGGUGUGAAAUCUACCUGGCGUUGGAUGUUCUCUUCUGCACUUCGUCCAUCGUGCACCUGUGUGCCAUUGCACUUGACCGCUACUUGUCCAUCUCUCGGCCAGUAUCCUAUGGCACCAAACGCACCCCUAAACGAAUUAAAGCAGCUAUUGUCAUUGUUUGGCUCAUAUCUGCUGUAAUAUCAUUCCCACCGUUGCUUACGCUGGACAAGAGUGACGGAGGAGAAGAAGUGUCUGUUGCAUGCAGACACAACGUGGAGGACCAGGCGGACAGCAUGUCCAGCUCUGGCUCUGUGACAGAGCUGCAAAUCAAAGUGACAGGUAUUGACGAUGAAGAAGACGUAGAAGGGACCGCACCGAUGAAGACUAAAGAGCAAAAGGUGGUAUAUUGCAAAACCAAAGGCUUAAAAGUACAAGCCAUGAACUUGGCAAGUAGAUACAAACACACCAUGGCCUCUCAGGCGGGAUGCAAAGUGUCUGUGGAGGAGAGUCCCAACAUCCACGGGACUCCAACAUCACGGCGCAAAGCUAUGGUCAACCGAGAGAAGCGCUUCACGUUUGUCUUAGCGGUGGUCAUGGGGGUGUUCGUCAUCUGCUGGUUCCCAUUUUUCUUUACUUAUUCUCUUAUGGCUGUAUGCCCCGAUACAUGCACCAUUCCGAACCCGCUCUUCAAGUUUUUCUUUUGGAUUGGUUAUUGCAACUCCUGCCUCAACCCGGUCAUCUACACUAUUUUUAACAAGGACUUUAGAAGAGCAUUCAAGAAGAUAGUGUGCAGAGAUAUGAAGGGUGAAAACAAAAACAACUUUGGUCUUGCGACAUCUGCCUCGGUUUUGUUAUACUGGAUGCGAAGAGGAGUAAACAGCCUACAGUUCAACCAGGACCAGAGUUGCUUUUGUUGUGCGAUGGAGACUGGAGUAAGAAUUUAUAAUGUGGAACCCUUAAUGGAGAAGGGUCAUCUGGAUCAUGAACAAGUGGGCAGUGUCGCCUUAUGCUCUAUGCUUCAUCGCUCCAACUUACUGGCUUUAGUUGGAGGAGGAGUCAGCCCAAAAUUCUCAGAAAUAUCUGUUCUUAUUUGGGAUGAUGCCAGAGAAUCACGUGACACAAAAGACAAGCUUGUGUUGGAGUUUACCUUUACUAAACCAGUAUUAGCUGUUCGAAUGAGACAAGACAAGAUCAUUAUUAUACUGAAAAACAGAAUAUAUGUGUACACAUUUCCGGACAAUCCAAUUAAGCUAUUUGAGUUUGACACCAGAGAUAAUCCCAAAGGCUUGUGUGACUUGUGUCCGAGUUCAGAGAAACAGCUCUUGGUUUUCCCUGGACAUAAAUGUGGCAGUCUACAGUUAGUUGAUCUGUCAAACACAAAGCCUGCAGGGACCGUUGCAGCAUCAGCGUCCCGUAAAGGAACGCUGAUCCGACUGUUUGACACCACCACAAGAGACAAACUUGUCGAGCUGCGCAGAGGAACUGACCCGGCUACUCUCUACUGCAUCAACUUUAGCCAUGACUCUUCAUUCUUAUGUGCAUCGAGCGACAAAGGAACAGUGCACAUCUUUGCACUUAAAGACACCAAACUAAACAGGCGAUCUGCGUUAGCACGAGUUGGAAAAGUUGGCCCUGUCAUUGGUCAGUAUGUAGACAGCCAGUGGUCGUUGGCCAGCUUUACUGUGCCGGCUGAAUGUGCCUGUAUUUGUGCCUUUGGGAAAAACACAUCGAAAAAUGUCAACUCUGUUAUAGCUAUUUGUGUGGAUGGCACCUUCCACAAGUAUGUCUUCACCCCUGAUGGCAACUGCAACAGAGAAGCCUUCGAUGUGUACCUCGAUAUAUGUGAUGAUGACGACUUCUAA